CGCAUCCACAAUCCUUUCGAUCCAUUUUCUCUUGAGUAGGAAUCAACCCUUCCGAAGCUUUCAUCCUUCGCGAAUUAGUAAAAAUGGAGCAAUGCCAACAGCAUUUCCUUGUAGCGACCUACCCGGCCCAAGGCCAUAUCAACCCGUCUCUCCACCUGGCCAAGCGCCUCCCCCAAACCACCGGCGGUCGCGUCACCUUCUCCACCUCCAUCUCCGCUCACCGCCGCAUGUUUCCGUCGUUGGCCAAACCCGACGAGGAAGUAGAAGAUGGCCUCCUCUCCUACAUCCCCUUCUCCGACGGCUACGACACUGGCUUCGAAGCCGACACCGACGGCGACCUGGAUGACUUCAUGACCCAAUUCAAACUUGUCGGGACCAGAACUCUUUCUGGCAUUGUCCACGACCUCGCUGCACGUGACCGCCCCGUAUCUUGCAUAAUCUACAGCGUCUGGCUGUCAUGGGCCGCCGAUGUGGCACGUGACCAUGGUAUCCCCUCUGCCCUCUACUGGAUUAUGCCAGCGACUAUCUUCACCACCUGCUACCACUACUUCCAUGGCUAUGAGGAGCUGAUAACCUCCCACGUUCACGACCCAUUGUUCACGUUUGACCUACCCGGGCUGCCACCGCUCCAAAAUCGUGACCUCCCGUCCUUCUUAACCAUCACCAGUUCCGACGAUCCCUAUCGUCCUAUCCUCGUCGGGGUAAGAGAGACAUUUGAUACAUUGGACCGGGAGGAGAAGAGCUCAAAGCCAAGAGUUUUAUUGAACACCUUCGACGCACUAGAGGCUGAUGCGAUCAAGGCCGUCGGCAACAUGGACCUCAUCACGAUAGGGCCAAUGCUGCCGUCCCUUUCCUCAGAUGGCCAGGAUUCAAAAGACACCGCCUCCGGCGGCGAUCUUUUUGAAGCCGAUGAGAAGGGAUACAUGGAGUGGCUGGAGUCGAAGCCGGAGAAAUCGGUGGUGUACGUGUCAUUUGGGAGCAUGUCGGUGAUAAAGAAGCGGCAAUUGGAGGAAAUCUUGUGGGGAUUAAAGGAGAGCGGGAGGCCUUAUCUUUGGGUGGUGCGGAAGGACAACAGAGGGGAAGGCGUGGAGCUGGAGGAUGGAGAGAAUGGGAUGGUGGUGGAGUGGUGCUCCCAGGUCAAAGUGCUGUCCCACCCGUCGGUGGGGUGCUUCGUGACCCACUGCGGGUGGAACUCCACAUUGGAGAGCUUGAUAUGCGGUGUUCCAACGAUUGGGGUGCCGCAACGGGCAGACCAAGGGACGAACGCAAGACUGAUGGAGGCGUGGGGGACUGGGGUGAGAAGUGAGGUUAACAGAUCACAAGGACUGUUGGAGGGGAGCGAGUUGAAGAGGUGUUUGGAGGUGGUGAUGGGGGAGGGAGAGAGCGGGGUGGAAAUUAGGAGGAAGGCAGCGAUGUGGAGGGACAAAGCGCGGGAGGCCGUUCGUGAAGGUGGGCCCUCGGAUAGGAAUCUGAAGACUCUCGUGGAGCAGUUUAAGAACAAGUGCUGA
Phoenix dactylifera (date palm) is the source of this 1508-nucleotide messenger RNA. The record is from RefSeq and is a predicted model, not a curated record. Lineage: Eukaryota; Viridiplantae; Streptophyta; Magnoliopsida; Arecales; Arecaceae.